CACCCGCAAGCCAACCUAGAAAGGGGUUUCAAAGAACUUGUAUAUGUGUCUGACUUGAGCAAUUGCAUCUCCAUCGUCUCAUUUUCAUUCUCAUAUAGGCCUGCCAGCGGUGGUGUCGUACCGGUGUAUAUAACCAAAGUUGAAUGGCAGAAUUUUGGCAAACCCUCUAUGAACAAAGUUAGUAUACCAGUUAUCUAUCGAAAGGCGAAUAUGGGAAAGAUCCCGGAGAUUGGUUUAGAGAGAUGGACAGAUGUGAGUAACUUAGAGCCGUGCUAUUCGCUUCCUACAUCAGUCGGAUAUUCCUCUCUUCAAUCAUAUGUUCUUAGGCGUAGGAAAUAUCUGAUAUAUACACCGUUAGAUGCCUUGUAUCGACGAAAAUCAAUAAGAUUACCCCAAAACUCUGGCUAUCUGCUCACCUGGACAGUAAGGGAAAGUGACCUGAGUACAUCCUUACUACCUUGCCAUGACUGGCGAGGUGGGAUUACGCGGGUCAAAUCUCGCGGGAUAGUAGAAUUCGCAUUUGAAGCGACUAAGCCAGCAAUGAGACGAGUUCUCACGUACAUUUUCCCUUCUUUUCUGCUUUCUACCGCCCAUUUCCGAUACCGCAGUAUGUCGUUACAGCUAACCCGACACUCCCAUCUGGAACGAGAUAAGACAUGUAAGACCACCGCAGACCGAGCCUCAGACCUUAUGAUGAGGGCUAUGGAUAUAUGUUUGCCGGAUCAUCUAUGUAAUACCAGAGGCACGUACGCAAAAUGCAAAAAACUUUGUUUAACUGGCGCCCACCGAUUGAGGUGGAAUUUGCCAGAAAUAGGAGACAUAGCAGAUGAGGAUGUUCACCAGAGACUAGUUUGAGGACCGUGACUGCGAGUAAUGGUGCGGUUGCAAAAUGGUUCGACGUGGGCUGAUAAGGCCAAGAAGCCAGAUACGAACGAGUAAGAGGAUUGUUUGUCCCUUCACAGCGGGACUCGUCGCAAGUAGCAGUAUAAAUUAUUCAAGUGUGACAUACUGCUUAUUUGGACGACACUCUACC
Messenger RNA from Pseudomassariella vexata, 1033 nucleotides. RefSeq lists its product as uncharacterized. Bases 169 to 855 code for a protein of 228 amino acids. Lineage: Eukaryota; Fungi; Ascomycota; Sordariomycetes; Amphisphaeriales; Pseudomassariaceae. The transcript is spliced from 2 exons. The record is from RefSeq and is a predicted model, not a curated record.